GCAGAAAUGCUAAGUCACAGGUUGAACCAGUGAUGGAACACCUGGUGGGAAGGCAGGGCCAACCCAAAGGAGCUCACCUGCGUGCAGUGAGUGACCAGAAGAUGUGGAGUCAGGAUCCACCCCUCCCCAGAUCUCCCUGAAGGGUUGCAGUGUAGUAAAAUUUAAUAACUGUGCCGGUAACAAGGGAGUUCGGUAUGAAACCAACAGCCUGGACUUCAAGGUGAGAGCAGAUGGGACCAUUUAUGCUGUCCACGAGGUGCAAAUGGCCUCGAAGCAGUUGAUCCUGAUGGUGACCGCCUGGGAUCCGCAGACCCUUGGCAGGUGGGAGGCCAUCGUCAGGUUUCUGGUGGGAGAGAAGCUGCAGCACAAUGGACACAAGCCAAAGGGAAGGAAGAGUGGACCCGUGGACCUGGCGCAGCAGCAAAGUGACACCCUGCUCCCCUGGCGCCAACACCAGAGUGCGAAAGGCCUCCGGAGGCAGAAGCGAGACUGGGUCAUCCCCCCCAUCAACGUGCCAGAAAAUUCAAGGGGCCCCUUUCCUCAGCAACUGGUCCGGAUUCGUUCCGAUAAGGACAAAGAGAUCCAUAUCAGGUACAGCAUCACCGGAGUGGGAGCCGACCAGCCGCCAAUGGAAGUCUUCAGCAUUGACCCUGUGUCUGGGAGGAUGUAUGUGACCCGCCCGAUGGACAGAGAGGAAAGAGCUUCCUACCAUCUCCGGGCUCAUGCAGUGGAUAUGAAUGGAAACAAGGUGGAGAAUCCUAUUGACCUUUACAUCUAUGUGAUUGAUAUGAAUGACAACAGACCGGAGUUUAUAAACCAAGUCUAUAAUGGAUCUGUUGAUGAAGGCUCUAAACCAGGUACCUACGUGAUGACAGUGACUGCGAAUGACGCUGAUGACAGCACCACAGCAAACGGGAUGGUGAGAUACCGAAUCGUGACUCAGACCCCCCAGAGCCCAUCGCAGAACAUGUUCACCAUUAACAGUGAGACAGGAGAUAUCGUCACCGUGGCUGCUGGCCUCGACAGGGAGAAAGUUCAGCAGUAUAUAGUCAUCGUUCAAGCCACAGAUAUGGAAGGAAAUCUUAACUACGGUCUCUCAAACACGGCGACUGCAAUCAUUACGGUGACAGAUGUGAAUGACAACCCCCCUGAAUUCACGACCAGCACUUAUUCGGGGGAAGUUCCUGAGAACAGAGUGGAGGUUGUGGUUGCAAAUUUGACAGUGAUGGACCGGGACCAGCCUCACUCUCCCAACUGGAAUGCCAUCUACCGCAUCAUCAGCGGGGACCCCUCUGGCCACUUCACCAUCCGGACAGACCCUGUCACCAAUGAAGGCAUGGUAACUGUGGUCAAGGCAGUCGACUACGAGAUGAACAGAGCGUUCAUGCUGACAGUGAUGGUAUCCAACCAAGCUCCCCUGGCCAGUGGAAUCCAGAUGUCCUUCCAGUCGACAGCAGGAGUCACCAUUUCAGUUACGGAUGUCAACGAAGCGCCGUACUUCCCAACAAACCACAAGCUGAUCAGGCUGGAGGAAGGCGUGCCCACAGGGACGGUCCUCACGACCUUUUCAGCUGUAGAUCCGGAUCGCUUCAUGCAGCAGGCAGUGAGAUACUCUAAGCUGUCAGAUCCUGCAAACUGGCUGAACAUUAAUGCCACAAAUGGUCAGAUCACUACUGCUGCUGUCCUUGAUCGAGAGUCAGACUACAUUAAGAAUAAUGUCUACGAGGCCACAUUCUUGGCGGCUGACAAUGGUAUACCCCCGGCCAGCGGCACUGGCACUCUGCAGAUCUACCUAAUCGACAUCAACGAUAAUGCUCCUGAGCUCCUGCCAAAGGAAGCACAGAUCUGUGAAAAGCCGAACCUGAAUGUCAUCAAUAUAACAGCCGCAGAUGCUGACAUCGAUCCAAACGUCGGGCCCUUUGUCUUCGAGCUGCCAAGUGUGCCAUCUGCGGUGAGGAAGAACUGGACCAUAACACGACUGAAUGGUGAUUACGCCCAGCUUAGUUUACGGAUCAUGUACCUGGAAGCCGGUGUGUACGAUGUGCCAAUCAUUGUGACAGACUCAGGAAACCCCCCCUUGUACAACACGUCCAUCAUCAAAGUGAAGGUGUGCCCGUGUGACGAGAACGGUGACUGCACCACCAUUGGGGCGGUGGCUGCUGCAGGACUGGGCACGGGAGCCAUCAUCGCCAUCCUGAUCUGCAUCAUUAUCUUGCUAACCAUGGUGCUGCUGUUUGUGGUGUGGAUGAAGCGUCGGGAGAAGGAGCGGCACACCAAGCAGCUCCUCAUUGACCCCGAGGAUGACGUGAGGGACAACAUCCUGAAGUACGACGAGGAGGGCGGUGGAGAAGAAGAUCAGGAUUACGACUUAAGCCAGCUCCAGCAGCCAGAGACCAUGGAUCACGUGCUGAACAAGGCACCUGGAGUCCGAAGGGUGGAUGAGAGACCGAUCGGUGCUGAGCCACAGUAUCCUAUAAGACCAGUAAUCCCCCAUCCUGGGGAUAUUGGUGACUUUAUAAAUGAGGGCCUGCGUGCGGCGGACAACGACCCCACAGCCCCCCCGUACGACUCACUGCUGGUCUUUGACUACGAGGGCAGCGGCUCCACCGCCGGCUCCGUCAGCUCCCUCAACUCCUCCAGCUCCGGGGACCAGGACUACGACUACCUGAACGACUGGGGGCCGCGCUUCAAGAAGCUGGCGGACAUGUAUGGAGGAGGCGAGGAGGAUUGAACUGACCUCACUUAUUUAAAAAAAAAAAAAAAAAUACAAAUAGAAGAAGGAGAAGA
Molecule: messenger RNA, 2787 nt
Organism: Phasianus colchicus (ring-necked pheasant)
Lineage: Eukaryota; Metazoa; Chordata; Aves; Galliformes; Phasianidae
Gene: CDH4
Product: cadherin 4
Biological process (GO): cell migration; cell morphogenesis; cell-cell adhesion mediated by cadherin
Cellular component (GO): plasma membrane; catenin complex; adherens junction
Molecular function (GO): cadherin binding; beta-catenin binding; calcium ion binding
Source: RefSeq, a predicted model, not a curated record